CGAGCCAAAGGGCCGCCGGAGGACAUGGCGUCGUGGAGAGACUGCAAGGCUUGGCAGGAUGCUGGACUCGUCCUUUCCACCACAAGUAAUGAGGCUUGUAAAAUGUUUGAUGCCACACUUACUCAGUACACAAAAUGGACAAACGAUAAAAGUCUAGGAGGCAUUGAAGGAUCUCUCUCAAAAUUAGAAGCAGCUGAUCCAAAUUUUACAAUGGGGCAUGUGAUUGCUAAUGGUUUGACUCUGAUUGGUACUGGGAGUUCAGUGCGGCUUGACAAAAAAUUAGAUGGCGCAAUAAAGAAAAUGUUGGUACUCUCACAGUCUCAGCCAUUAACUGAGCGGGAGAAGCUGCACGUCUCAGCGGUGGAGCUCUUUGCUAACGGGGAGCUUCCUAAAGCUUGUGAUACUUGGGAACAAAUUCUACACAACCACCCAACUGACUUGUUGGCUAUUAAAUUUGCACAUGAUACUUAUUUUUACUUGGGAUAUCAGGCACAAAUGAGAGAUUCUGUGGCCCGAGUUUAUCCUCACUGGACACAUGACAUGCCUCUCAGUAGUUACCUGAAAGGCUUGUACUCCUUCGGGCUUAUGGAAACCAAUUUCUUUGAUCGUGCAGAGAAGCUUGCCUAUGAGGCUUUAGCAAUCAACCAGACAGACGCAUGGUCCGUCCACACCAUUGCUCAUGUGAAUGAAAUGAAACCAGACCUGAAGAGUGGACUGGACUUCAUGAAGCAAACUGAAAACAACUGGAAGGAUGGUGAUAUGCUUGCUUGCCACAACUACUGGCACUGGGCUUUAUAUUUUAUUGAAAAGGGUGACUAUGAGGCUGCUCUGACCAUUUACGACACUCACAUUGGACCCAGGUGCCAGACAAGCGGGACCAUGCUUGAUAUUGUUGAUAAUUGCUCCAUGCUGUAUCGGCUGCAGUUAGAAGGUGUGAAAGUGGGCAACAGGUGGAAAGGAGUAAACCAGCUGACACAGAAACAUGCCUCAGAUCAUGUCCUGCUCUUCAACAAUGCUCACAUUCUGAUGGCUUCGUUAGGGGCCAAGGACCAAAAAACGACUCACGAGCUGCUAACGUCUCUCCAGGAACUGGUCCAGGCACCUGGCGAAGACUACGAGCUAAACCUGUCUUCAAAGCUGGGCCUUCCUCUGUUGCAAGCUUUGGUCGAGUUCGAGAGUGGCAACUACGACAAGGCAGUGGAGUUGCUCUAUCCCAUUCGCUACCAGGUGGUUGAGAUAGGGGGAAGCAAUGCUCAGAGAGAUGUUUUUGCCCAGCUCCUGAUCCAUGCUGCGUUAAACUGUAAAUCCAAAGCGAACCAGAAACUUGCCAGAUGCCUUCUGAUAGAACGUGAGGAACUUAGACCAAAUGCUCCAAUGACUGAGCGACUCAUGCGGAAGGCUGCAGCUGUUCAUGCCCUAGGAUAAAACUUGGAAGUUUCUCAACCAGUUUCUAAUCAGCGUUCUUAGUCCGAAUCUGUUUCCCAGCACAGCAGUAUGCCGUAAUCACUGCCUAAAUGCGACAAUGAAAUCUAGUAUACCUCUUAAGUGCGCGAGGUCUUUGGGAAUUGCGAUUACAAAGAUUCCUUUUUAUUCCUGGACUUUCGGGUACACGCUUCUUAUUCUUGCACUACCUUUGACCUGUCUGUUCAAAAUCAGUUGCUUUUUUGCAUAUCUAGAGAAGAAAAGGGGAAAUGGGAGUUAACUGACUGGCUAAAGCAAGAGUUCGUAUAUUCUAAAACACCAGUGGGGAUUGUUUGAUAUUAGGAUUAACAAGGUGAGCAAGGUGCAGAAUGUGAUUUGGACGUACGGAAUGUAUAGUCCUGACCAAUGUUCCCUCUAAGCUGCAGAGUCUCGUGAGCAAAAAUUCUACUUUGUGAGCUCCUGGCAUUAAAGUUGUGAGCUACUGCAUGAAUAAGUGUGCUCUGGGGUCAUCCUUCUUGAGCUAAGACAAAAAUGUGCAAGCUGGAAGCUAAAAACCUGUGAGCUGGCUCACGCUGACUCUGCUUAGAGGGAACACUGCCACUGACCCACUGGAAUGCACAAGCGGCAUUUACAAUGAAUGUAUUUUGAGCAGUUGGGGAUUCCUAGAAACCAUCUUGUUUUUACCAUUAAGCCACAGCUGACUUUUGGUGACUCUGCAGGGUUUUUGAGGCAAGAGACAGGCAGAGGUGGUUGGCCAUUGCUUGCCUCUGAGUCAAGACCAGUAUUCCCUCUAAGCUGCAGAGCCUCUAAGCCUGCAGAGCAAAAAUUCUACUUUGUGAGCUACUGGCAUUAAAGUUGUGAGCUACUGCAUCAGCUAGUGUGCUCUGGGGUCAUCCUUCCUGAGCUAAGACAAAAAUGUGUGAGCUGGAAGCUAAAAAUCUGUGAACUAGCUCAUGCUAACUCAGUUUAGAGGGAACACUAGUCAAGACCCUGGUAUUCCUUGGUGGUCUGCCAUCCAACUACUAGCCAGGGCGAUCCCGCUUAGCUUCCAAGAUCUGAGGAGACUGGGCUAGUCUUGGCUUUCCAGGUCGGGACAACUAUGUACCACUUCAGAUAUUCCAUUUCAUCUGUGCAUUUUUUCAUUCACUUGUGGUCACUGUAUGUGAAUAAAUUUUAUUUUUAUUUUAUUAAGAUUUAUAUCCCACACUCCUUUUAGCGGGCUCAGGGAGGCUAACAAUCAAUAAAACACAACACAGAAACAUAAGAUGUAAACAAUCAAGAAAUUGGAAAAAGGAAAGGUCCCCUGUGCCAGCACCAGUUGUUUCCGACUCUGGGGUGAUGUUGCUGCUUUCACAAUGUUUUCAUGGCAGACUUUUUUACAGGGUGGUUUGCCAUUGCCUUCCCCAGUCAUCUACACUUUCCCCCCAGCAAGCUGGGGACUCAUUUGACCGACCUCGGAAGGAUGGAAGGCUGAGUCUACCUUGAGCCGGCUACCUGAAAACCCAGCUUCCACCAGGGUUUGAACUCAGGUUGUAAGCAGAGUUUAGUACUGCGGUGCUGCAGCUUUAACACACAGCGCCACGGGGCUCUUCUAGACAUUACUAUAUCAUAAAAUAGACAGUUAAAAUUACAACAUUGGUAACCUGUAGUGUUAUCAAUAUUAUCCAAGGAUCUUAUCAAUGUGGUGCUCAGAAUAUUGUUAGUGAUAUUGGCCAAGACUGUCAGUUAUGUGGCAACUUGACAGCUAUCUCCCAUUAGUCGUUAAAUGCAAGGCAGAAUAGUUCGGCCUUACAAGCCCUGCAGAACUGUGGGAGGUCCCUCAGGACUCUGAUGUUUUCCGGUAGCACAUUCCACCAUGGGGGAGCUGCCACAGAGAAGGCCUUGGCCCUGGUGGUGGUUAGCCGGGCUUUCUUCAGCCCAAGGACUGUUAAAAGAUUUUGAGAUCCUGAAUGCAGUGCUCUCUGGGGCACAUGUGGGGAAUGGCAGUCCUGAAGGUAGACAGGUCUCAGACCAUAUAGGGCUUUAAAGGUUAACAACCAGCACCUUGAAACGAAUCCAGAACGCCACAGGCAGCCAAUGCGGUGUUUUCAGCACAGGCUGAAUAUGCUCCGGUAUAGGAAGCUCUUUCCUACCUGAGGUUUUGUUUUUUAAGCUACAGCUUAAUAUCCACAGAUCUGUUUCUACCUCAGGAUGCGAGGAAGGGACUGGAGCCAUGUUGUUUUUGUUAAGUGCUAACUACUCCAGGUUCUUUUGUAGCAAGGGGAAGAUGGCUCCCCCCUGUGGUCUGCUUCCAGGCGAUACAUGCCUCCUUCAAUUGGCAGAGGGAAGGAGAACAGCUGAGUCCAGGCCUGUUGAGAGAAGCAGAGGAAGUGGGGACAGACCUUGCUGGACAGGAGAAGAGGUGGGAGACAGCUCGGAACAGCCCAAGGAGAUGAAUGUUUCUAUUUGAAAUUGGCACACUAACCAGCAAGAUGAAUGUUUAAGUGACAUGAUUGUGCUGGAGAGCACACCUGUAUAUGUUAAAUUUGGGACGAUUGUAUACAUGCACACUUCUGAAUAUAUUCUCUAGAACAUC
Messenger RNA from Heteronotia binoei (common prickly gecko), 3997 nucleotides. It is a transcript of the gene TTC38, whose product is annotated as tetratricopeptide repeat domain 38. Gene Ontology annotation, molecular function: protein binding. Lineage: Eukaryota; Metazoa; Chordata; Lepidosauria; Squamata; Gekkonidae. The record is from RefSeq and is a predicted model, not a curated record. Bases 25 to 1425 code for a protein of 466 amino acids. The transcript has 14 exons.